CUCCACCCGUGAAAAUUCAACCCACGUGACCCCACCAACCGGCCGCUCUCCAUUCCUCAUAUCGUCGCAAAAAAAAUCUCGACUGCUUCUUCUUUUCUUCUAUCGCAGCCUCAACACCGUCGACAACCAACCCGGUUUUUAUCACCCGCCAAAAAAAAUCAUACACAAUGGGUCGUCUUCACUCCAAGGGAAAGGGCAUUUCUGCCUCCGCUCUCCCCUACUCUCGCACUCCCCCCAGCUGGUUGAAGACCACUCCCGACCAGGUCGUUGACCAGAUCUGCAAGCUCGCCAAGAAGGGUGCUACCCCCUCUCAGAUCGGUGUUGUCCUCCGUGACAGCCACGGUGUUGCCCAGGUCAAGACCGUCACCGGUAACAAGAUCCUCCGUAUCCUCAAGUCCAACGGCCUUGCCCCCGAGCUCCCCGAGGAUCUGUACCACCUCAUCAAGAAGGCCGUCGCCGUCCGCAAGCACCUCGAGCGUAACCGCAAGGACAAGGACAGCAAGUUCCGUCUGAUUCUCAUCGAGUCCCGUAUCCACCGUCUGUCUCGCUACUACAAGUCCGUCGGUGUCCUGCCCCCUACCUGGCGGUACGAGUCCUCGACUGCUUCUACCAUGGUUGCGUAAAUUCGUUACUCUUUUUCUUGUUUCGAUGAAAAAGGGUGGUGGGUUGGAUGCGGCUGGUUAGAGAUGGUGGUUGAGUGGCUAUCUUUGUCCACUGAGGGGGUGUUUAUGCGACAUUGAUCGACUUGGUUUUGAUUAUGCUGGGCCCUGGAAGUAAUGGGUUUGGUUUGGUUGAAACCAAUCGUGUCGUGUUCUAAUUGAAUGGUUGUCUGUUCAAUUGGGCUCUCCUGGGCAAGGAUAGUUGAUCAAAAAAAAAAUAAAAAAUGAUUUACAUGACUUCAUAUCUCGUUCUUUAUGUAGCAGUAGAUGUAGAUCUGUAGUCAUGU
Molecule: messenger RNA, 946 nt
Organism: Aspergillus melleus
Lineage: Eukaryota; Fungi; Ascomycota; Eurotiomycetes; Eurotiales; Aspergillaceae
Gene: RPS13
Product: 40S ribosomal protein uS15
Exons: 4
Coding region: 168-623 (151 amino acids)
Biological process (GO): translation
Cellular component (GO): nucleolus; ribosome; cytosolic small ribosomal subunit
Molecular function (GO): small ribosomal subunit rRNA binding; structural constituent of ribosome
Source: RefSeq, a predicted model, not a curated record